Molecule: messenger RNA, 3075 nt
Organism: Coregonus clupeaformis (lake whitefish)
Lineage: Eukaryota; Metazoa; Chordata; Actinopteri; Salmoniformes; Salmonidae
Product: matrix metalloproteinase-9
Exons: 13
Coding region: 232-2265 (677 amino acids)
Biological process (GO): proteolysis; extracellular matrix organization; collagen catabolic process
Cellular component (GO): extracellular matrix
Molecular function (GO): zinc ion binding; metalloendopeptidase activity
Source: RefSeq, a predicted model, not a curated record
GCACCAAGGGGGAACGACAACUAGUCUCAAGAGCCAGCCACAACAAAGAGAUUGAAGAGCAACAAGAGCCAACACUGUCUGAACUUUUUUUGAAAUCCACAGAUCUUCAAGGGAGAAACUGUUCUUUUUUCUGUCGGUGAGAGAGCAUUAAUCUUCAUUGACUGUCUAUCUGGCGCAUUCUUGCAUCUUCGUUUACUUUCUGGACGACUUUUUCCUCCCCUUGGUCUCACCAUGAGAGGAGUUCUGGUUUUGUUUGUGUUGGGGAUGUGUAUGCUGGGUGGACAGUGUGUUCCCCUGAAGAAAUCUGUGUCUGUCACCUUCCCUGGAGAUGUCCUCAAGAACAUGACGGAUACAGAGCUGGCAGACAGCUACCUGAAGAGGUUCGGCUACAUGAACGUCCAGCACCGCAGCGGUUUCCAGUCCAUGGUGUCCAGCACCAAGGCCCUGAUGAGGAUGCAGAGGCAGAUGGGACUGGAGGAGACAGGGACGCUGGACAAGUCUACGGUAGCAGCCAUGAAGGCACCUCGCUGCGGGGUCCCUGACGUACGCUCCUACCAGACCUUCGAGGGGGACCUGAAAUGGGACCAUCACGACGUUACGUACAGGAUCCUGAACUACUCUCCAGACAUGGGAGCCUCUCUGAUAGAUGAUGCCUUCGCCAGAGCCUUCAAAGUGUGGAGUGAUGUCACCCCUCUCACUUUCACGCGGCUCUUCGACGGCACCGCUGACAUCAUGGUGUCAUUUGGAAAAGCAGACCAUGGAGACGGCUACCCCUUCGAUGGUAAGGACGGCCUUCUGGCCCACGCCUUCCCCCCUGGUGAGGGUAUACAGGGAGACGCCCACUUUGAUGAUGACGAAAACUGGACCCUCGGCAAAGGACCAGCUGUGAAGACUAGCUUUGGCAACGCAGAGGGUGCUAUGUGUCACUUCCCUUUCUCCUUCGAGGGCAAGCAGUAUUCCACCUGCACCACAGAGGGGCGCUCUGACAACCUGCCCUGGUGUGCCACCACAGCCGACUACGGCAGAGACAAGAAAUUCGGCUUCUGUCCAAGCGAACUUCUGUACACAUUCGACGGAAACAGCAACGGCAAUAAAUGUGUGUUCCCCUUCGUGUUUCUUGGGGAGACAUAUGAAGGUUGCACGAAGGAGGGCCGCAGUGAUGGAUACCGCUGGUGUUCCACCACAGACAACUUUGACAAGGAUAAGAAGUAUGGCUUCUGUCCCAACAGAGAUACGGCUGUGAUUGGUGGAAACUCUGAGGGAGAGCCGUGCCAGUUCCCCUUUGUCUUCCAGGGGGUGAAGUAUGACUCAUGCACCAGCGAGGGACGGGGAGACGGCAGGCUGUGGUGCGCCACCACCAGCAACUUUGACGUAGACACGAAAUGGGGCUUCUGCCAAGAUCGUGGCUACAGUCUGUUCCUGGUUGCGGCCCAUGAGUUUGGUCAUGCCCUGGGUCUGGACCACUCCAACAUCAGAGAUGCCCUCAUGUAUCCCAUGUACGGCUACGUUGAAGACUUCUCCCUGCAUGAAGAUGAUGUUGAAGGCAUUCAGUAUCUCUAUGGAUCCAAGACAGGCCCUGACCCCACACCCCCUGGACCCAUCCCCACUAUUCCUUCACCUGGCCCUGACCCCAGCGAUGAGCCUGAGCCUGACACCACCACACGCCCUGUGGACCCAUCCCAGGACCCCUGCCAGAUUAACAAGUUCGACACCAUCACAGAGAUUGAUGGAGAUCUGCACUUCUUCAAGGAUGGGCAAUAUUGGAGGUUGUCGAGCAAGACUGAUGGUGGACUGGAGGGUCCGUUCUCCAUGUCUGAGAGGUGGCCGGCUCUGCCAGCCGUCGUUGACACAGCCUUCGAGGACCUUGUGACCAAGAAAAUCUACUUCUUCUCAGGCACCAGGUUCUGGGUGUAUACUGGGCAGAGUGUCCUGGGACCCCGCAGCAUUGAGACGCUGGGUCUGCCCUCUACUGUGGAGAAGGUGGAGGGAGCAUUGCAGAGAGGGAAUGGCAAGGUGCUGCUCUUCAGCAACGAGAACUUCUGGAGGCUGGAUGUGGAGGCCCAGAAAAUCGACAAGGGAUAUCCUCGCUUCACAGACCUGGUCUUUGUAGGAGUCCCCGUUGAUGCCCAUGAUGUGUUCCAAUUCAUGGGCCACUCCUACUUCUGCCAGGAUCACAUCUACUGGCGAAUGAACUCUAGGAGACAGGUGGACCGUGUGGGAUACGUGAAGGACGACCUCCUGAAGUGUACCGACUCCUCUAACUAGGGGGCUGAAGAUUGAAGAACCCUUUCAAUAGGGCCUCUUAGGGUAGGGUCCGAGAUCUGUUUGUGCUGUGUUGCCAUCUCCUUGUACAUUUACAUUUGAAGUCAUUUAGCAGACGCUCUUAUCCAGUGCCGUUUGUAAAGUUGAAACGGCACCACAUAGUUUGUGUGCUUUGUAAAAUUUUGAAAUGAUCGGCCACCUUCCAUGUACCAACAUCACCUUCCAUGUACCAACAUCACCUUCCAUGUACCAACUCACCUUCCAUGUACCAACAUCACCUUCCAUGUACCAACAUCACCUUCCAUGUACCAACAUCACCUUCCAUGUACCAACAUCACCUUCCAUGUACCAACAUCACCUUCCAUGUACCAACAUCACAACAGUAGAAUUAGGUCAUAAAAGUGCUACACAUGUAUGGGCACUUUCCUUUUAACUGUGUGUGAGUUAACAGGUUAUUGUCAUCUAAUCUAGACUAGGGUCCAGAGAGAGACAUAACCACAGCCCUGAAAUAAUGAUUUCAGCCCCAGCAGAACCGAUUCAAAAUCUGUUGUGGCUUUAAACCAUCUCCCUGGCGCAGAUAUUUUGGAUGAGACGUUAAUUGAUAUUUAUUUAUAUUACUGUCCGGUUUUAUUUUUGUGUUCAACAAUACAAGUGUUCAUUUGGAGUUAUUUAAUAUUUUUUUAACUGGCUCAAAAGCCAUGUAUUUUGCACUGGAUGGCAUGCCAUUGUAUCUCUCACAUAAGUUAUUUUGUAUGUAAAGCAAUGUAUUGUAUUAAAACAGAAAUGAAAAUUCAAUAAACAAAUAGCACUUCA